GUAAUGCGUAAGUGUCGGCAUGGCGUCCUCUUUGGUUUGCAGUGACACUCAGAGCAGGUAAACACAAAUGCAUGAUUAUGAAGUUUAGUCGUUAAGACGCAGCACGUACACCUUAAUGAUAUUAUCAGUGUAUAUCACUAGUUUACCGCAGACUGCCUUGUUAAUGACACGUGCUGUAUGAUUUUGUGUAAACGUUUUUCUAUUCGCUUGUUCUCUCAUUUCAGGGUGAGCUCAGUACUGAACAGGGAUGUGAAACAAUUCGGAAAGAAGUUCUUGUUUGACAGCAACGAAGAGACGUGUUGGAGCUCUGACCAGGUAACACUACAGCAGCAGACAAACCGUAUGAUUCUUGUGUUCACAAACCGACCAGCCAUAAUGAACGUGACUACUUACAGGAAGCAUAGGGAAGACUGGGGUAAGUUGAGCAAAGGGUAUUUUGAGCCACCUCCUGUUUCUUGGAAAUGGUAAAAGAAAUUGAUCAUGUGACCAAAUAUUUAGGAGAUGGGCAUCAAUUCAUGGAGUCUGUGAAGGUUAGAAGCAAAUGGGUGAAGGGGUUAGACAUUCAUUUACAAAAAAACAUUUUUCACUCUUGAAAAUGAAUUUAGUUAGUUCCGAUCAAAAAUGAUCAUUUUAAAUUUGUUUUAGACACCAAUUGUGGUAUCUAUGAGCUACAUCAUGAGGUCAAAAACCGAGCAUAGAAGUCCACCAUUGUAGCUUAGAGGACUAAUAAAGUCAUCAUAGUAGUUCUGGGGUAAAUUGAGCCAGAACUGAGAAAGUAAAGGAGUCUGAUGAGAGGAUCAGAGUUUCAGUUUAGAUUGUUGAAAUGUUUUACUUUUUUCUUUUCAAAAAUACAGCCGUGAAUGUUCUGAAUCACUUAAAGACAUUCUCAUAUUAAAAUGGCUUUUUACAAAACAGCUUUUUAGCAGUUAUAUUCAAUAAUGAUUAAAAGAAUUGUUGUACCAGUUGAAUAGUGUACAAUAGAUAAAAAUAUACAUGAAUGUGAAGAAGUGACUAUUAUUUAGGGAGAGAGAAGGUGAGGGAGGGCUGGGAUACGGCUCAUCUUACCUCGCUCCUAUGGUCAACUUACCCCAUACACGGGGUAAGUUGACCAUAGGAGACCACUUUUUUUUUUUGCAUGCUAUAUUAUCAAGACAGUUAUGUCUACACUCAUUCUGUUGGUUUGCAGGGAUGAACAACAUCUUGAAAUAUAUGCAGAUACACUAGUUAGAGACAAAACUAUGAUUGCCUUGAUGUAGUGAUCCGAAAUAUGAAAAAUGGCUCAUCUUACCCUGCUCCCUCCUACAGUUUUACAGACAUGACCAGACGGGUAUAUAUUGAUAUCAUUAUUGAGCAUGUCGUGGGUGGUGGUGAUGUGCUUUGUUGUGUUUGAAGGUUUCCCUUACAUUUAGUCCUCUUUAAAAAAAACGCAAAAUAUUAGGAACACUUUUCAGUAUCACGCACUUCAGUACACCUGCACCGGCACCUAUUAUAACUUCAGCAGCAAUGAUAAAGAUCUGUUCGAUUAAAUCAAUUAAUAUUGAAUAUGCUGAAGCUUUGUAAAAGUCUAAUUUGUGAUAGAGUUGUAUUAUGUUUUGUUAGAUUUCUUAAGUGUUAAUGAUGUUAUGGCCGGUUACAUUUACAUUCACUGUGUGAGACUGCACCCACGUGUACUCUAUUUGUGUUUCUAUUCUAAAACAAAUAACAUUUAUAAUAUGUCAUCCUCAGAAUGUGAACAAAAACUCUCAUACUUCAACCAAAGUAAAUGCACUACAGGCAAACAACUAAGUGAAAUACUGAAUGUUUCCUCUAAUAAUUUGAAAGAAAGUUUCCAAAUCUGUCUACCCCUCAUCAAAAAUUUGUAUGAGAAAUUGUAAAAUUGUGAACAGCGAUUGCAUGAAAAGAAAAGUACACAAGCGCAGCAGGCUCAGUUCCCAGUAUACACACAAACUUGUCACUUACUUGGCACACAUUCUUGCUCUUAUGACUCCUCUUGUAAGUAUUAAAAGUGUGUAAAUAUACUCCUGAUACUUCAAGUCUUCCACUUGCGUCAUGUUAUUUAUUUGUAUUAAUAGCAUUUAGAUGUGUGUGCUCAAGAUUUUUUUAAAGAUGCUUUUAUAGACUAUUACUGUUUUAUUUUUAACAGGGUGAGUAUCAGUGGGUGUCUCUGGAGUUCCCCAAGUCUGUCAGAGUGUCAGAGCUGAAGAUCCAGUUCCAGGGUGGCUUCUCUGCAAAAACAUGCAGAUUGGAGGGUAAUCCCCAGACCUUACAUCUUUAACUGUAAACAUGACCUUAAAUGGGUUCCUGAUGCGAUUUUCUCCUGGUUUUGCAUGAAGUACAGUUUGAGAUAAAAUUUAGGUUGUGACAGUGUAAGGGCAAUGAUCAUUUGCUUGUGCUUUCUGCAGGUUGCCCAAAAGAUGGAGACUUUGGAGCAAUCAGCAAUUUUUAUCCAGAGGACAACAACUCUCUUCAGAUAUCCUUACUUAAAAAAGUUUUGACAAAGGGUUAGGGGUAAAUACUGCAACAGAAACCCAAUUACUUUUUUCUGAAUGCAAAGCAAAAUGGGAGGAUAUAUUUUUAUUGACUUUUGUUUCUAGAAAAGAAGUUGUUACUAUUAUUAUUGAAAAAGCUUCUAAUAUAAAUUAACUCAAAUUCUUUCACUCACGGUAAGCAGCAGCCAAUUAAAAUGUGUGCUUUCACGGAUUGUAAACAUGAUUCUUACAUUUUGCUUUAAUACAUUUAAAAUACUGCAUGUUAGUCUACUCAGGACAGAUUACAGAAGCUGGAGCUGUACCUGUCAUCCUGUCACAUUCUGUGUUUCCUUGUACUGUUCUAGUUGGUUCAUAAGUAUCCAAUAAUAUUUUCCUGGACCUGUUUUUCAUUAUUACCAUGCUUAUCUUGUUCUUAACUCCACACCCACAGCUUUCCCAUACAGGAGGCCCCUGCAGUUGACAAAGUUAAAAUAAUGUUUGAGAAUAGUGCUGACUUUUUUGGGAGAAUUAUUGUUUAUUCCUUGGAUGUCCUGGGGGAAAAAGCCUCAUGACCAUUUUUUUUUUACCCUCUCAUGAGAGAGGAAAUGAACCCUGGGUAAUGUACAGGAUGGUGUGGAGGCACAUCUGUACUGCCACCUCAUGAACUGAUGUGAAUGUGCCCUUUUUUGGUAUGGACUUUUAAAGGGAUCUGUCAAGUCAUCUCACUUCUGCUGACUUUAAGGGAGCACAGAAGGCAUCAUGAUGGAGCCUGGUGUCGGGUAUUAUUACAAAUUUAAUGGACUUCUUCACAUUCUCUCUAUUUAUCAUGUGCCUUUAAUUGAUGCACCUGUCCAGUGGAACACAUGGUAUAAAAAUAUAUCUUUAUUGAAAAGUAUCGUUCCUCAUUCGGACAGUAAAAUUCUGCCGCACAACUUUUGUAUUUUAGUGCUUGAUUUUACAUUGUAUACAAAUGGAAUAAACUAUUCAUACAAAAUUAAAAACACACUGUUUACUCAGUGUUAAUUUCUAUGCAUAUUGGAUGGUCUAUCAUAAUCAAAUUAAUUAAAUUUUUUGACAGAAGUCUUGGUCUUCUCACCACCACCAUCUGACAGCCUGAUGAAGAUCUGAGAACAACUGUGUCCAUUCUUAUUUAAGGUUGUGUCAUGUUGGUUGCUUGUAGAGUUUCAGAAUAUGGUCCUCCAACACUUUCUGAACUAGAACACAAAAGAAAUGAAAAAGUUGAUUCAGUACAGCUCACAUCUGUUACAUUCACUUAAAAUGAAAAGGAAACUUAUGUUAUAUAACUGCUGAAAGAAAACAAUGCAUACGCUUCUUGUGUCCGAGGGCAACAGCUAAGGCCAUGGGACUGUACCCAGAGUCUGACUCAACGGUCAUGUCUGCCCCUUUGGCUGCAAACAGUGCAGUUUAGGGGAUUAUUUAAGUAUUCUCUAGACUUUAUGACAAUGCUAUGUAAAUAAGGAUUUAAUUGGUAUUUACCCAAGAGUGCUUCUACACAUUUAAUGUGGUUCCCACGCACUGCAUAAAGGAGAGGAGUGCCACCAUUCUGUUUUAAAUACAAGAAUAAUCAUUAAAAAGUAUCAUGUA
This is a messenger RNA of Xyrichtys novacula (pearly razorfish), 4073 nucleotides long. Lineage: Eukaryota; Metazoa; Chordata; Actinopteri; Labriformes; Labridae. The record is from the annotation of a GenBank genome assembly.